UUAGUGACCCAGCCUCUGAGCGGUCGAAGGCUGCAGGAUGUAGGAACGGUGCUCUGAUACUGGAUUUGACAACAGCGCAUGAAGGUUGCAGGUUCGAUUCCCGACCAGGAGUUCUAAUGCUGGUUCGCUUUGAUCUGCCCUUUGACCUGGAUGAGGUGGCGGUGGCCGGCGCGCUUGUUUGAAUGUCUCCCGCAGACUCGAUGGAUCACGGACGGACGAUCAUCAUGGCCCCUCCGGUGCCGCCUCACAAGCCCCAACCAGCACGGCCGGGACAGACGCAGGAGCGGCUGCUGAAGUGCAUCCUGCUCGGUGACGGAGCGGUGGGUAAAACCAGCCUGGUGGUCAGCUACACCACCAACGGAUACCCAACCAAAUAUGUCCCCACCGCUUUUGAUAACUUUUCAGCUGUGGUUCAGGUGGAUGGGAGCCCAGUGAGACUACAGCUGUGUGACACUGCAGGACAGGAUGAGUUCGACAAACUCCGACACUUCUGCUACAGCCGCACCGACGCCUUGCUGCUCUGCUUCAGCGUGGUCAGCCCCGCCUCCUUCCAGAACGUCUGGGAGAAGUGGGUUCCCGAAAUCCGCCGCCGCUGCCCCCUCACCCCGGUCCUCCUUGUGGGCACGCAGUGCGACCUGCGACAGGACGUCAAAGUGUUGAUCGAGCUGGCGAGGAGGAGGGAGAGACCUGUCCCCGAGGAGGACGCCCGAGCACUGGCGGAAAAGGUCGGGGCCGUCACGUAUGUGGAGUGCUCGGCUCUGACACAGAAGAACCUGAAGGAGGUGUUCGAUGCAGCCAUCUCCAUGGGGCUGCGGCACUCCGACAGGAGGGCGCGCCGGGAGAGGAAGGUCCGCAGCACGGCCGACAAGAUGAAGAUGCUGUCAAAGUCCUGGUGGAAGAAGUAUGUGUGCGUCCAGUAAGGAGUAGACAAAACAUCCUGAACUCGAUUUUGAGGACAUCAUAGAUUUUUACACCCAGAUGGACUAAUUCAGACGAGCUGGUGUGAAAGACUAAUAAGUUGGAGAAAGCGGUUAGAGGAGGUUGAUUCAGGUUGAGUUUGACCAAAAAAAAGGUCGUUGUUGAUGCUUAAAGACAGCACAAGGUCAUCACCAGCAUCUGCUUCUAUAAAAAGACUGAGACCAGCAUUUAACCAAAACCACUGGUGCUGAUGCGGCACACGGACUGGAGAUCAAACUGGAAUCAUCCAAAGGAAUUUGAGCCAACUUAAGGAGGAGACGAGGUGUUCCUCCUUUCAUUUAAUCUACUCUGAUUUCUUUUUAUAAAAUCUAUAUGGUCCAUGUGUUCAACUCCUGUCCACAGCUAAGAUGACCAAUUUAUAUUUCCACAAAACAGGAAGUUGAUGCAAAUGUUAGACUUAGAAUCAAACGUUGAAAUAUUUUCAUGUUAAAAGAGAAAAAUUUGCACACUUUUAGUUUAAUCAAAGUCCAAAAAUAAACAGAAACUGGUACCACUUUACAAUAGGACUACCCUUAUAAAGGAUCUGUUGAUAUUGAAGUUUAUAGCUUUAUAAAGCAUUAAUAAGUGUUUAUAAUAAACAUUUUAAGCAGAUAUCAUGUUUAGCUAAUGGGUUAUUGUCCUUUUAUAUUUAAUAGAUUUUAAAUGGUUAUUAAUGGUUUAUAAACUAAUGAUUUAUAAAGGUAGUUUUAUUCUAGUGGUACCAGAAUUACACUGGUUAAUCAUAUUUCCAAUCAAAUGUAUGAGUGUUAAUAUGCCUCAUUGUGACACAGUCAUGUUUCUACAGUUCAAAGUUUUUAUGGCUUCUUUAUUGACCCUCAACGUUUUUGGAGUCAGAAAUCUUAAGUUGAAAUUCUUGUUUUCUAAGACGUUUCAGUGAUUGACUUGACCUGUGUGUGUUUUUUAUUGCUGUAGCUCCACAGCAGGAACACACAGGUGGAGCUCAUGUCACCAUCCAAAGUCGAUUCUGAGGUUCCACCUUUGGACCUAAAUCCUUUAACAAACGUGAGCGUGAGAGCAGAUGAAGUGUGUUUAGAAGAGCAGAAUUAUCGCUCCUCCUCUUUUGAGUUUAAACACAACAGAUGGGUAAAAUAACCAAAGAGACUUUGAUUGCUUCUUAUUUUUCAGAAGCUCUUGUUCCCCUCAUCAAGGCCAAAAACAGAUCCACCCCGGCACAGAGGAGACGUUUGAUUACAAAUAAAAACCAAUCUUAUGUAUGUUGCAGAUGAUUAUGAUGUCACCAUGAUAGAUCUGUGUACAGAAGUGGCUCGAUCAAACUAAAAGGUACUGAGCAGUUUCAGUGUCCAGUUAUGGCAUGAGAGAAGUUUUUAAGGUGAACGAGUGAAAAUAAAUCAAAUGUGAAAUAUUA
Molecule: messenger RNA, 2344 nt
Organism: Nothobranchius furzeri (turquoise killifish)
Lineage: Eukaryota; Metazoa; Chordata; Actinopteri; Cyprinodontiformes; Nothobranchiidae
Gene: rhoub
Product: ras homolog family member Ub
Biological process (GO): establishment or maintenance of cell polarity; endocytosis; Cdc42 protein signal transduction
Molecular function (GO): GTPase activity; protein kinase binding; GTP binding
Source: RefSeq, a predicted model, not a curated record